GAGGGUGACCUUUGUGUAACUAUUUUCACUCGGCCAGACCCGGGCCCCCGGCUGUAGUAAGAGCCUAAGGGGUUCGACUCUCUCUGUUCGUACUUCGCCCUUCCAAACGAAGGUCCGGCGCUCGCCACCCAGGGUGCUGAUUGCCUUGGGACUACGAGUGGGUUGACAUCUUCGCCCUGAAAAAACCCCUAGGACCUCCAAAGCGUACCCGAAUUGUUGAGCCAUUUCCUCGAACGGUUGGCGUGCGAGCAGAGACGAGAUAAUGAAGGGCAAGACAGUGGCUCUGACCUUCGCAGAGCGCAUUCGGAAUAUCGUGACUGCCAACUGGCAAGCUCAGCUGAAUACCAUCAAAGUUGAUGCCAAAGGGAGCAAGGAUGACAUUUACUCAUCCAAGGUUCACUACAUGUUGAAGAAGGGCAAGCCAUACAUCUGGAUUCGUGAAGGGGACUUGCACAACAUGAAUAUUAUCAUUGAUGAGCGUGCUUCUCUUUCAGUGAGUAGCAUCAUUCCAGGUCCACUUAUGGGCUUGCUGCGAUCUAUAAGAAAGCUGCCAGCUCGGGUUGCUUUGGCAGGUGAUAUCAGACCUCUUAAAGAUGAUAAGGCCCAGAUUGUUACAGAAAGUCUGGCAGAAUCUGUAAUGUCAGAAUAUGAGACAGUUAGCCAGGCCAGUUACAGUGUAUCUGCCAUACUAAGUUCUGCCAGUACCAGUAGCAGAUCAAGGAGCAAAAACCUUCAGGAGAUACUAAAUGAAAGUAGCAACUACAAUGUUUAUAAGUUUAAUAUAAGAUCAUGCACUUAUAUUGAUGGCAGUGGGGGCACCCAUGAUGUGGAACCAGAGGAUGUUAAAGCAUCUAAAGCAGAUAUGUUAUUGCCAUUUUCUGAAAAGAUAAUUGAUGGGAUCAAUCAAAGUCCGACAAGACGUAGAGCAUUGAUUUUUUUCUGUUUUGAAUAUUAUAAUGCAACUGCACGAGAUGCAUUAAUGCUGUCCAUUGACUGGAAUGGAUUCGAUGUCCUUGCUAAGGUCCCCGAAACAAUUACCAGCAGCGGCCUUAGUCAACAGUAUGGAUGGAAAGAGUUCAGGUUCACAUUCACAGAAGAGGCACGAGAUAUUGAAGCUUUUUGCCACAUGCUGGUGGAAUUGGAAGAGGAAGCUCUUCAGAGUGUCAAGAGUUAUAGCGGGCUAGGAUGAACCAUGAAGCCCGUAAUCAUAAUCAAGGCAGUGAUAUCUGAUGAUCGAUCAACAUCAGAGUUCCCUUCCAGCAGAUUUUUUGUUUUUUGUUUUGUUUUUUUUUUCUUCUCUGACUGACCUCUCAACAAUGGAAGCUUUCUUAACAAAAUUGUUAUUCUUUGGUCUGUGGUUGAUGCUAUAAGGAUUUCAAUUUUCCAUCAACUUGGAGAUGUACAAUUAUUAGAAAAUGUUUUGCAACCAAAAGAAUAACUAGAGAAAUUACAGCAAUAAAUGUAUGAGACUACAGCUGCAUUUUUA
Messenger RNA from Elaeis guineensis (African oil palm), 1486 nucleotides. RefSeq lists its product as uncharacterized. The record is from RefSeq and is a predicted model, not a curated record. Lineage: Eukaryota; Viridiplantae; Streptophyta; Magnoliopsida; Arecales; Arecaceae.